This is a messenger RNA of Cryptococcus amylolentus CBS 6039, 1437 nucleotides long. RefSeq lists its product as hypothetical. The record is from RefSeq and is a predicted model, not a curated record. Gene Ontology annotation, molecular function: 2-oxoglutarate-dependent dioxygenase activity. Gene Ontology annotation, cellular component: cytoplasm. Bases 202 to 1185 code for a protein of 327 amino acids. The transcript has 4 exons. NCBI's taxonomy places the organism in Eukaryota, Fungi, Basidiomycota, Tremellomycetes, Tremellales, Cryptococcaceae.
UCCGUCGUGUCCUCGUCCAUUAUCUGGAAUUCUCGCUGAUUAUUCCAGAUAUGCGGGCGCCGGGCAGCACGCACGUCGGCCUCCCCCGCCGCUCACCCAACGCUGCAGCUGCAAGGGUCAUCUGGCGUCAGCAAUUGCACAUCACUUCCCAACUACGUACGUAUAUAAGCGCCCCCUGUGCAUUCUAUCUCUGCAAGCACAAUGCCCGUCGCAGUCGCAUCCCCCGCCCCCAUCGAGUCCCUCAAGGCCUCCCUCGCCGCCGCUACACUCGGCGACGACGAGCCCUUCGACAUCCGUGCUUACUCCAACUUUGACACCACCCCCUUCAUCGGCACAGAGUUCCGCGAGUGGUCCAAGGACGGCAAGCCCACGCUCAGUAUCCGCGAUGUACUCGGCAACGAAGCAAGGCUCAAGGCCCUUGGUCGUCUCGUGUCUGAGCGAGGCGUAGUCUUUUUCCGAGACGCCAAGAUCACACCCCAAGAACAGCUCGUCCUCGCGGACGCUCUCGGUCGCCUCGGCGGCAAGCCCUCCACCAGCGGGCUCCACGUCCACCCUCUCACCGCCGAAGGGAGCGAGUUGGGUGACGAGAUCAGCGUCGUCUCCCACAAGUUUGUUUUCGACAAGAAUCACAAUAGGACCGAUACCACCCUGCUCACUAGGCCAUUCGGUGCCAACACCUGGCACUCGGAUAUUACAUUUGAGCCCAUCCCUUCGGACUAUGCUACCCUUCAACUCCGCGCGCUCCCCACUACCGGUGGCGACACUCUUUGGGCCUCUGCAUACGAAGCCUACGAUCGCCUCUCCCCGGCUUACCAACGCUUCCUUGAGGGCCUCACCGCCACCCACUCUGGCCAGGGUUUUGUCGACAUUGCCAAGCGAUCCAACACUACCCUCCGAGAGCCCCGAGGGGCGCCCGAGAAUGUGGGGCAAGAGUUGAGCGCCGUGCAUCCUGUGAUCCGAACCAACCCAGUCACGGGCUGGAAGGGCAUCUUCGUCAACAAGGCGUUCACUAAGAGGAUCAACGAGUUGACGCAGCGGGAGAGCGACAAGCUUAUUGAUUUCCUGACCGAGCACGUUUCUGCUAACCACGACUUGAUCACGAGAUUCAAGUGGGACGAGAACAACCUCGCCAUAUGGGACAAUCGAUCUACUUUCCGUACGCCCUUUCUAUCAUCUCCUACAUGACACGAGCUUAUCCGGACUGCAGACACCGCGACCUUUGACCUCGACGAACAAGAGCGUGUUGGGACCCGUUCCGUUUCUCUGGGCGAGCGACCGUACUAUGACCCCAACUCCACCGGUAGGCGAGAAGGUCUCAGGGCUAGACAGGAAGCAGCGAGCCGUUGAGCCAUGUCGAAGAUAAUGUUUCUUGUAAAAAGUUGUAGUCUGAACCACGUCCAAACCUUUGUAGGGCGCUAUGAAUCCAUUGUUAUGAGG